AUGAAGAUGCUUCUUGGCAUCUUAGUCUUUCUUCUCUUCGCCGACGGCGUCACUGGCUUCAAAAUUGCUUUGGACGAUCAGAAAUAUCUCGUCACAACUGUGAACAAGAUGCGAAAAAGCAUGGCAGAGAAGUGGCGAGUCGGGAACAUGCACGAGCUGGUGAAUCUGAAUCUGCUCACGAAGUAUUCAACGAGCUUAUUCGAUUUCAGACUUGGGACGAGGCACUUGUCACCAAGAUCAAAGGUUUGUCCAUUGAUUGCGGAAAAACGAAGCCCGGACCCGACUAUCGCUUUUUAUUUGUCAAUCCCGACAGCAAUAUGAUGCAAUGGGUGGAGAAUGAACUUCCCCCACACACGAUGCAGUUAUUGAAAGAUAUGGAAGCAAAAGAAUACGAUAAGGUUUCCAAUGUGUUUAUUGAUAACACGCUGAAACUAUCGGAUUCGCUCGGUAUUUUUGAGUUGACUAACCCGACUCAAACAAAGAUUGGGUGUGCCUCGCAGAGUUGUUCGAUGGCUAAUGCAAAAUAUGAGGGAGUUUGUCUGCUGGGACCUGUGUAAGUGAAGCAAAAAUCGGUCAAAAAGGUCUUCUUCGUUUUUUUAGCAACAGCUUGAAUGAUAAGAAUUUCGUGCUCGACAAAGCUGCCGGAUCCGCUUGCCCGACCGGAACGAAGGCUGUCGACGGACUUUGCAGAUCAUCCUCCUCGUCUCAGCAGUUCACCGUCCUUUCCCUCGUCAUCUCUCUUUUCAUCUCCUUCUUCUAGUGAAUGUGACCAAUAAAUGAGCUGUUUCUGCACUGUUGGCUGAUUCGGGACCGGUCAACAAUGAAAAUCCUUUUUUGCAUCGGAACUCUGCUGCUCUUUGGCGCCUUUUUUGUUGAUUAAACGUUUGUGAAUGAGUUGCCUUCCGCUAUUAUUGUCGGGUGCAAACACCCGUGGUGCCAUUUCAGCCACGCAUCACAUCUCUUUUCGCAACUCAAGUCGCAAGACACGCCAUUAUAAUGCCCUAAUGUUCGUAUCGUCAAGUGCGCCAACGGCGGCUGCUGACGCGCGGAGAAGCGUGAAACGCGCCAGGAAAUUCCCCUCUCUAGUUUUGGCCUAAAAUUGAUCAGUCUUUGUGUUUUGCCGGAGAUCCGGUGUGUUUUUCCCUUAAUUGUGUUCUUUGAUUGUAAAAAUUGAUUGUUAAGCCACUUGGCGCAAAAUAAAGCAGGUGUGUCAGUGGAUUGUGAGCAGAGAGGAGAGGCUCUUCUGAAGACGAGGGUCUUUGGAAAGCUCCAGACACGUGGAAAGACCGCGACUUGGGGGCCGAACAACCGAAUUCGUGGAGAGAUCGCGCCGAACGACGAAGAAGUCCUCGGAAGAGAAGUCCGCGAAAAGAAGAAAAGAAAAAAGAAGAUCUGAAGAAAAGAAGAUUUUUUUUUGUGAAAGCGCUAGAGUCUGCGACAGUAUAAACGGCAGGUCUCGAACGCAAUAACAAAUUCGGGUCUCGUGACAGGAAUCACGGCGAGAACUGAAAUUGUAUUGGUGUGAAUUGUGAUCGUUAGUGACAGAAGGUUGUCAUUAUCGAUUUUUCCGAGAGAGAGAGAAGUUGGGUGCGCGGCAAACCAAUUGAUCUUGCAAGAAAGACGAGUCACCGGAGGAGAGAGAACAAUUCUCAACUCCCAGUGAAUACUUUUCCGUCGGAAAUAUUGAUAGUGCCGGAAGAGAGAAAAAGGCGAAAAUUACGAAAAUCGAUGAGAAAGUCAAAAAGUCGGGCAUUUGAAGGAGAAAAGAAGAAAUACGCCGAAGAAAUUCAGGAAAUUUUGGAGAAGUCUAUCAGUUCGCAUCCGAUUCUAUCGAGUUGAGUCGAUCUGAAACAGAGUUUUGAAAGAAAGAGAAGGAUCAUCCGAGGUUUCACUUGUGUUUCGCAUUUCUCGCGUCGUGUUUUUGUCGUCACCGCAAAAGUCGGUACGAGAAAAAGAGCAAUUUUGCAGACAAGCUACCACAAACUGGAGAGAGAAGGAAAUGGAGAUGGUGGGGAAACGAGUGAAGCGAGAGCCAAGGCCAGCAGCUCAAAUGGAUCCGGAAGCGACGCGUCGAGCCGCAACAAGGAGUACGAAGAAGAACUCUUGAGGGAUUCGAUGGGCGAAGAAGAAGAGACCACGAUGGAAUGGGUACGAUUAAAAAGCAUUAGAGAAAAAAAAAUAAUGAGAUGACGAGGAGAGAGUUAGCCCAGCAUCUCAGAAUCUUUGCAAAGCUCAACGAGUCUGAAUCGAAGAAAGUAAUUAAUAAGGUCAUGGAAAUAGUGGAGGAAAGAGAGAAGGUGAUUGCAAAUAGAGAAGAGCACAUAAGUACACUCAGAGAGGAAAAAAAAGUGCUGGAGUAUUACUAUUCCCAAUUGCAGAAUGGAGAGCCCGUCGGAGCUGAGAAGAGUGGAGCGCAAGGAGUCAAGCCGCCGCAACACGAGCAAGAGCCAGAGCAAUGGAAGGCCACAAUCGAAGAACGUGGAAAGAGGGAGAAUCGGAGAAUGUGAGGUCAACUUGAUCAUUGACAGCGGAUCGAGCAUUUCCGUAAUUGCAAAGAAUACGUGGGAAAGAAUAAUUCGGGAAAACGGACAAGAAUGGAAAGAAGGAAUUGUGCUAGAAAAGCCAGAGUUGCAGACAGUGUUCACGGUGAGCAAUCAGCCAAUGGAGCUGAUGCAUCGGGUAACGGUACAAACAGAUUUGCAAACCAGAACUCGAGAUGUAACUUUUUACAUUGCCAAUGUUGAAAGAGAUUCCCGUUAUUCUUGGCACCAACGCUUUCGAGGCUAUGGGAAUUAAGAUGGAGAUGGAAACGAUGGAAGAAAAUGUCUGCCAGGUGCAAAUGGAUCAGAAAUUGCUCGAGGAGAGGGUGGAAAAACUCUGGAAACAGCUGGAAAGAGAAGAAACAGUGUCAAGGGUCGAAAUGAGAAAGUUAAUUGAGGAAUUCAUGGAUAUUUUUGCGCUGGAUGACGAUGAAUUGGGUCGGACGAAUGUCAGUACGUGCAAAAUAGAACUGGCCAAGGGAACAGUGCCAAUUCGGCAAAAACCGAGACCUAUUCCGCUGGCGGUACGUCCAGAAAUCAGGAAAAUGUUGAGAAAGAUGCAGGCGCAGAAGUCACCGCGUUCGCAGUCGGGAGUGAGCUUUUUGAGUGGAAUGUCUUGCCGUUCGUUCGUUUCAGGCAGCAAUGGAGUCAAUAGUGGUUUGAUCUGCUCGGAAAAUGUGCACAAGUCUACGUGGAUGAUCUGCUGA
Molecule: messenger RNA, 3247 nt
Organism: Caenorhabditis sp. 36 PRJEB53466
Lineage: Eukaryota; Metazoa; Nematoda; Chromadorea; Rhabditida; Rhabditidae
Source: the annotation of a GenBank genome assembly